Molecule: messenger RNA, 2994 nt
Organism: Durusdinium trenchii
Lineage: Eukaryota; Dinophyceae; Suessiales; Symbiodiniaceae
Source: the annotation of a GenBank genome assembly
AUGCACUGUCUGUUUGGUGAUCUUGAAGGUGCUGUCCUAUUAGACCAAAUCUUCAAGACUGUCAUUCGAUCAGAACUGUCCCGGCCGAUUCAAGAGUCUACCUGUGAAGCUUACAAGGCAAGGAUCUACAAGGAGGGACUCAGCCAAUUAGCCAGCGGUGAGGCAGUGUUCAAGUGGCUUUCGCCAGAGCGUGGGUUUCCAGUUAGUGCUGGAACCUUUAAUCACCGUGCAGAAGCGCUUUACAGAGCCUGUGCUGAGCAGCCUGACCAUCCAUUGGUGUCUAAUGCAGUGUCCAAGGGCCUCAAGCGAGUCAAGAUGAUGAAUUUUGACGAUGCACCAACAAGUUUGUAUGAUUUGGCUAGGAGGUUUGAGGCUAUGGGCCAUGGGCCAUGGGUUUUCAGGCUGUCCAGCUUUGUGGCACUCAUGUUUGACGUCAGGAAUGAAUUUUCAUCCUGGAGCCGUUCCAACGUGGACUUUCUCGAGAAUAAGAUGGAGCCUGCACACGUUUUGCCUUUGAUGCACACCAUCGUUCUGAAUUUGGAGAAUGAGAUGAAGAAAUGGUAUCCAAAGGAGAAUGUUGCGCGGGUAAUCUUUGAGGCUCUGAACUUGCCUAUGGGCACGUCUGCAGCGUUCAAGAAGUUGCUUGAUGACAAGGAUGCGAACCACGAUCAGGUUUCGACUACAACAAUGUCCAAGGUUUCCGGAGGUCUGGCAAACUUUGACAAAAAGCAAAUGGAGCAGGGGGUCUCAGCGGAGCUUAGCAAUUGCAUUGGUGUUCAGUUUGAACCACAAGCCGGACAAGCAAGUGAGAAUCUGGGCAUCGGCGAGGGCAUGGAGGAAACAGGCUGUGUUCAGCGGGUGACUGCCACCAUGAAUGUCACUGCGCAGUAUGAUGCCAUUGUCAGGCCUUUACAAGAGUUUGUGAAGGGAAAGUUGCAUUUGCCCUUGAUGCUGCAUCCAGCAACCCAAGUGACCCUCACGGAAUUCUCGAGCUUGGCAUCUUCUGAGAACGCCAGCGCUGCCACAGCGAUCAGAACGCUGACAGACGCAUUUGCCUUUGUCCAGAGCAAGCUUGAGGAGCAUUUUCCUUUUGCAUGGGUUAUGUUUGCGUCGGAUGUCAGCGAAGUUUUGAUCUAUCGAGGGCAUUUCAUUGAGGGAAGCGAUCAGGUGUUCCAGAACAAGAGGGACUGUGUGGAUGAUGUCACUUCCCUUCGCCUGCGCUACUUGAUGUUGAUCCUGAAGGAAAUCGUGACCAAAGUUCAAAACGUAAGUCCAGCAGCAAAGAACAUCAUUGCACAGCUGGGUGGUUUGGAUGUCAAAUCAACUGACUUUAUCUGCCUAUGCACAUGUGAUCUGCUGAUGUCAUCUUCAGACUGGGCAAGCACGUGGUCUUUCAUGCUGAGGGAAAGUCAGAGCUUCGAGCACAUGUGUGACUCGAUGUUGGAGAAGUUUGGGUUGAGCAGGGACGCCAUUUUGAAGACCAGCAAGGAGACCUCUUCAGCGAAGACAGCCACAGCCGCUGCAGCUGCCACUGUUUCACGCAUACACACCGAAUCAGCGGUCAACCCGAAACCUGCUACUGCUGAUGGUGGUGAUGCCAGUGGCGCAGAUAUUGAUGGCCUGAAGACCAAUGCUGAUGGGGAUGAUCGGGCCGCAAACGCAGCCGCAGCCGCAGCCCACAAAGCUAGCAUCAGUUCGUUCAGUGGGACUGAGCUGACAGCUGUGCCGCUUUCGAUGGUCAAUUGCUUUGCCGAUGAACAGGCAGACAGUGGCAAAACAUUUUUGGCAGCCUCACAUGAAGCGAGCAUUCUUGGUUUGGAGAAGGCAUCCUUUUCAGCAGGUUUUCUGAAGAUGCUACAAUCAAAGCUUGAAGCUGCUUUGUGGUCCAUGCAUCUCUCAUUGGACACGCAUGAGGGCAAAGAGAUUGUGGUGAACCUGGCAAGCAAGCGCAUGGAAACCUAUGUCAAGUACCCCAUUGACAGCAAGCUGGUGUUGCCGUACAUUGGAAAAGUGACCCAAGUCAAGACAUCUACCAGCCUGCCAUUCGUCACAUUGUUUGGUGUGAACUUCUACAUUGAUGAAAUGAAAAAUGCAGAUGUGCUUCUGCCUGCCUGGACAUGCAAAACAGUCACACGCGCUGACAUUGCCUACUUCAAGCUGGAGAAAAGCUUCUACAGGCUCGCUCUGAUCACAGACCCGUCCUCAUCUACCCUGCACGAUUUGGAAGUGCACCUUUCCCCUGAUGGAAGAGAAUGUCCAGAAGCCUUUGGAGAGCACGCUGCGUGGAUGCCAUCUUGGGCGCAAAGCAAGCGGACAUUUACUGUUUACUCAGAAAUCUCAUCUUUGGUUCCACUGGCAGAUGCGGAAUCCAAGGUGCAGAGAGAACUGGAGCUGCAACGUCAGAGGGCAGAAAAAUCUGCACGUUCCCAGAUUGACGCCUUCUUGAAAAAGUCAAGGGAGUCAACAAAUGAAGCAGGGACAACCAAGCCUGGCAAGAAAAAGACUGGAGGAGGAAGGGGAAAGGCUGGGUCAGGCUCAGCAGCAGCCACCUCGAUUGAAGGAUUGGCAGAGAGUCUUCUCGGAGACGGGUUGCCAGAAGAGAGGGAAGCUCGAAUCAAAGCGUUGGAGUCCAUUGUUGAGACCAGUGGGAAGCUGGAGAGCAUCGUCACUGGAGUCAAGGAGAAGAUCACCACACCAACGAAGGUGGGAAUUACCAAGAUGGCAUCAGAUGAGGCACGUGUCUCUGCCUCUGCACGAACAAAGGCCAUGAAGGAGCUACUUGCAGCAGCAAAGGCGUCUGAAGGUGGUGGCAGUCGCAAGGGCAUUGAAGACACUGGUGCAGAUGCACUUUCUGCUGCUGCUGUUGGACUGGCAGCGGCAAAAGCCGUGGCAGAGAAGGAAUCUAGCGGAAGCGCACAGAAGAAGGACAAGAGCAAGGGCAACAAGCAAACCUCUUGUGACCUCGUCAAAGCUGGCAAGCAUUUGCUCAAGUGA